AUGCGCCUCGAACGCGCCCGCGAUUGGGCGCGAGGGGUCGACCCGAUCGUCGUCCUCGCGAGCGCGGCGUGCGAGUGCGCGUGCGACGACGAGGACGACCGGGCGAUUGGGCGAUUGGGCGAUUGGGCGGUUGGACGGACAUGUUGGUCGCGAUGGCGUCGUCUGGGACGUCGACGACGCCUCGAGCGCGUCGUGCGCGUCGAACGCACGCGCGCGGGGGCGCCCACGCGCGCGGUGGUGCUGGAGACGGCGGAGAGGACGUACGUGUACGCAUUCGGAGGAACGCGGAACGCGCGGGACGCGGCGACGGACGCGAACGUGACCUGGGCGCGCGUGCGCGAGGACGUCCACGCGCGCGCGCACCGGGGGUUCUUAACGAGGGCGGAGAUGGUGGCCGUGGAGGCGACGUACGAGGUAAAGGUGCUGGGGCGAGGAAACGCGCGGUUGGUCAUGUGCGGACACUCCUUGGGCGGCGCCACCGCGGCGCUGGCGACGGUGUUAUUCUUAUUGAAGCGACCGGAGGCGUCGCGCGCGGUGCGGUGCGUGACGUUCGGGUGUCCUCCCAUCGGUGACGACGGAUUGCGACGUCUCAUCGCCGAGCGCGGAUGGACGCGCGUGUUCACGCACGUGCAAAUGCCCGAGGACAACAUCCCGAGACUGGUAUUCGCGGCGCGUCAGGGGUACGCCCACUUCGUCCCGCCGACGUUUUUGCUCAAAGACGGGCGAUUGGUGACGAAGUCGUCGCUCGAUGAGGACGACGAUUCCCUGGAGCGCGCGCGCCGAGAAUCCGCUGGAUUGACGCACAUUCGAGGCGCGGUGUACGCGCACGCGAUGAAGACGUAUCGAGCGCGCCUGAUGCUGUCCGUGCGCGCGUCUGAAUCAUCCCGGGAUGGCGACGAGGUCCCAGUCGAUGUACCGGUUCGCGCGCAUCUCGGACCGGCACCGACGCUCAAACGCGCCGUUGGGGUUUUGACGCGCGACGGCGCGCGCGUCAUGGUGCUCGUUCAAGGCGCGCACAUCGACGCGCGCACGUGCUCGAUCACUCGCGCGGAGGCGAAGGGAUGGCCGUGCGCCGCAACGAGCUCAGUCUUGGCGCACGACUCGUUGCUCGUGAUCGUGUCCGCACCCAUGUUGCACGGAGCGCCUUUACCGAGCGACGCAGUGUGCUCGCGGACGAAUCACGCGUCGUGGAUGCCUCUCGUCGUCGGCGCCGGAGGAGAUUUUUCCGUCUCUCGCGUGCACGUACGCGUGGCUCCUCGAACCAUCGUCUUCGUUCGAGGCGACGACGCGUCGUUAAUCAUCGCCGAACGACUCGCGUCGCUGAUGGAAAAGCAAACAGGUUGGGUCGUCGAAGAAGUUGAGCCGAUUCGUGGCGACGGUAUCGACCAUUUCGUCGCCUCGAUGAGAGGUCGCGUGGUCGUGCACGCCACUCCCGACGGUGGGUGCGCCAUCCGUCGCGGCGGCUCGACGGACCCUGGCGAACGCGUCCAAGCCGAUGACGCAAAACGAUUAGAGAAAGUAGUUCGAGCGACUCUCGGAGCGACGGAAUUGGACGCGCUCAGAGUCGCGCUCGUCGACGGCGGAACAUCUGUGAAGCCGAGAUCGAGACUGUAG
Molecule: messenger RNA, 1614 nt
Organism: Ostreococcus tauri
Lineage: Eukaryota; Viridiplantae; Chlorophyta; Mamiellophyceae; Mamiellales; Bathycoccaceae
Product: Lipase, class 3
Exons: 1
Coding region: 1-1614 (537 amino acids)
Biological process (GO): lipid metabolic process
Source: RefSeq, a predicted model, not a curated record